Homalodisca vitripennis (glassy-winged sharpshooter) is the source of this 2347-nucleotide messenger RNA. Its product is annotated as NF-X1-type zinc finger protein NFXL1-like. The record is from RefSeq and is a predicted model, not a curated record. The coding region runs from base 201 to 1478 and encodes 425 amino acids. The transcript has 2 exons. NCBI's taxonomy places the organism in Eukaryota, Metazoa, Arthropoda, Insecta, Hemiptera, Cicadellidae.
UCCACUUACUCUUUGCGCACUUGCCCCUUUUUUCCAUUACUCUAUGCACACUUACCCCUUUUAUCCAGUACUCUAUAUGUACUUGCCUCCUUUAUCCACUAAGAACAGAUGAUUAUUGUUGGUUUGUCAUCAUCUGUGGUUGAGGUUAGAUGUGAAUGUAAACACCAAUUUUUGUAAAGCAGUGAAGUAUUUUAGCUGAAAUGUCACGCAGGGCGGAUAUCAUACUUGCAUUAGCUACUAAUGCUCUAAAAUCUAGUGCAUCCAAAGAUUCUGAAACCCAGGAUGAAGUAUGUCACAGUAAUAAUGAUGAUUCUAACCUAAGAAGUGCAGAAGAUGGUGUAGAAAACAACAAAGUAGAUGGAUUAUUUGAGCCAUUAGAAGAGGAGGAGUACAUAGAAUCUGGCAGUGAUAGAUCAUUAUUCAGCAGUGAUGGACAGGAAGAGUAUCAACCUGACUUAAACGAUCUGUCAUCCAGUGAUGAAGAUGAAAGUUUCACACGGAAAGUCAAGAUAGAGAAUAAAGAAAAAACGAGAAAACGUAAAUGUGCUUUUCAACAUAACAGUGACGAAGAUAUCAUUCCAGGUACAGAUAGUGAUAGUGAUAGGCCUAGUUAUCUUUUCCAAAAAAAGGCAAGAAAAAAUAAUACAUCUACAUGCCUUAAUCUUAGCAUUGAAAUUGCCGAACAAUGUGACAAAAGUAACCGGGAUACUCAAUCCGAGGUUAUUGACAAUCAAUGUGAAGAACACGUCAUUGAACCACACAAGAAGAGAACUAAAAUAUUUAAUCUGCCACAAAAACAAUCUAGAAAGCGACUUCCUAUGCCUGAAACUUGGAAAAGAAAUAAGGCUAAACUUGCCAGGGAGUGUGGAAAAAGCUAUGUAACCCAUAAAGGAUUGGUUAUAAAAGAAAAGAUAGUUAAUGAAGGUAUCUUAUGCAAUGAAAAGUGUAGGUUUAAGUGUAAUGACAACUUUUCCAUUGAAGACAGAAAAGAGAUCCUCACUAGUUUUUAUAAGCUAGAUACUAAUUCAAAAAAUAAUUUGUUGUUCAAAUCUAUCGUACCUGUGCCUGUAGAUAGGUCCAAGCAAAACGUUUCUAAAAAGAAAAGUCAGUCUUACCAAUUUUAUGUCCGUAAGAACAAUGAAGAUGAAAGAGUUUGCAAGAAAGCCUUAUGUUCCCUUUUUCAAAUAGGAAAAAAGAAAAUUGAAUUACUACAAGAAAAAAUGAAAAAUGGAAUCAGUGCAGCUCCCCCAGACAAAAGAGGUUUUCAUAUGUCCCGACCUCACAAAGUACCUAUUGAUGUUGUAAGAUACAUUCAAGAGCACAUAAAAUCAUUUCCUUCAGAGUCCUCGCACUAUUCUCGAAAUGUUAACGCCUACAAAAAGUAUCUUUCUCCAUUGCUUAAUAUUCCUAACAUGCAUAAGUUAUAUAUAGAUUUAUGUGAACAUGAAAACAAACCCGAAUGUUUCAGAGUAACUUAAAAGUCAGUUUCUACCGAAGAAUAUUCGACAGAGAUUUUAAUUUGUCGUUUGGUCAUCCACGAAGUGACACCUGUUCUACAUGUGAUGCAGGAGAAAAUACAGAAGAACAUCAAGAAAACUAUAAAGAGGCAUUUGCACUUCAGAAAAAGGACAGGGAAAAAGCAAAAGUGACCGAAAAAGUGUGUUACAUGACUGUUGACUUGCAGCAAACCAUGCCACUACCAAAAUUAACAACGUCAAAAGCAUUUUACUUGAGACAGCUUUGGUUUUAUAACCUAGGAGUACAUAUUAUUACUAAAGAGACAGAAAAAACUGACUUUUGCACUUGGACAGAAGAUGUUGCGAAUCGGGGCAGUAAUGAAGUGGCAAGCUCCUUGCUCACCUUAUUCGAACUAGAUACAACCUUAAUAUAUUGUGACCACUUAAUUAUAUGGUCGGAUUCUUGCACAGGGCAAAAUAAAAACUUCUUACUGAUCCUACUUUAUCAGUACAUGGUGGCCAAAAAAAUGUUCAAAAUAAUCGAUCAUAAAUUUCCGGAAGUUGGCCAUAGCUAUCUGGAUUCAGACCGUGAUUUUGGUCGCAUCGAAAAAGAACUCAGAAAAACCGAAAAUGUAUAUGUGCCAAAUCAGUACCGAGAAAUCAUAUCUAAAUCAGCCAAGAAAAACUUUGUUGUAGACAUGUCAUCUCAUUUUAGAGAUUUUGAAGGAUUUGCUGACAAACUCGGCCUAAAACAAAGUAAAAAGGACCUUCUGGAAGAGAAUGUCAGAUUCCGUGACGGAAUAAAGUGGAUAAGGGUUGACGAAUUCGGUUGUUACUUAUACAAAGAGACCUAUGAUGAAAACACACCAUUUAAAAAGGUGUCCCUGAUA